Perognathus longimembris pacificus (Pacific pocket mouse) is the source of this 7154-nucleotide messenger RNA. It is a transcript of the gene Wdr7, whose product is annotated as WD repeat domain 7. Gene Ontology annotation, cellular component: cytoplasm. The transcript has 29 exons. Lineage: Eukaryota; Metazoa; Chordata; Mammalia; Rodentia; Heteromyidae. The record is from RefSeq and is a predicted model, not a curated record. Gene Ontology annotation, molecular function: protein binding. Bases 390 to 4766 code for a protein of 1458 amino acids.
UGCAGCCUCCCGUGAGGAGCGGGCGGCUGGCCGGCCGAGCGGGACCGGACCGGCGGUCCCCGAGCUUUGCCCACGCACGGACUCGCGUGCCCGACACCCUCCCGAGAAGCGCCCUCGUCUCGCGCUCGUUUCCCCGGGGGGCGCGCCCACAGGCCGGCUGCUGACAGCAUCGCUGCGCGAGAUGAAGCCGUGACAGACAGGAAUUACCCAAGAUACCAGUAUUACUUGGGAUAUUGUGGGGCAUGAUAAUCUUAUCUGAGCAUCACUUCAUGACUUAUGCAUAGAUUCAAAGGAGAAAACAGCUACAGUUACAGUGCAAAUGUCUGGUAACCAGGAUCCUGACUGAAUGAGCAAAGUAGUGUCACCAAUGUUUCAGGUUUGAAAACACAAUGGCAGGAAACAGCCUUGUUCUACCCAUUGUUCUUUGGGGUCGAAAAGCACCAACACAUUGCAUCUCAACAGUGCUUUUAACUGAUGAUGGGACCACAAUUGUAACAGGAUGCCAUGAUGGACAAAUAUGUCUUUGGGACCUUUCAGUAGAACUAUUAGAAGUUCAUCCUCGAGCUCUGUUGUUUGGUCAUACAGCUUCAAUCACUUGUUUGUCUAAGGCCUGUUCCUCCAGUGACAAGCAGUAUAUUGUGAGUGCAUCUGCAAGUGGGGAGAUGUGCCUCUGGGAUGUGAAUGAUGGCCGAUGUAUUGAAUUUACAAAAUUAGCUUGCACACAUACUGGAAUACAGUUCUACCAGUUCUCUGUUGGAAAUCAGCGCGAAGGAAGGCUUUUAUGCCAUGGACAUUAUCCGGAAAUACUUGUUGUGGAUGCUACCAGCCUCGAGGUGUUGUACUCCUUAGUCUCAAAGAUAUCACCUGACUGGAUUAGCUCCAUGAGUAUUAUUCGAUCCCACCGGACCCAAGAGGACACUGUGGUGGCGCUCUCUGUGACAGGCAUCUUGAAGGUGUGGAUCGUUACUUCUGAAAUGAGUGGCAUGCAGGACACUGAGCCAAUAUUUGAGGAAGAAUCCAAACCAAUUUAUUGUCAGAAUUGCCAAAGCAUCUCUUUUUGUGCAUUCACACAAAGGUCACUUUUGGUUGUGUGCUCCAAAUAUUGGAGGGUAUUUGAUGCUGGAGACUAUUCCCUGUUGUGUUCAGGUCCCAGUGAAAAUGGGCAGACUUGGACUGGAGGGGACUUUGUGUCAGCUGAUAAAGUAAUCAUUUGGACUGAAAAUGGGCAAAGCUAUAUUUACAAACUUCCUGCCAGUUGCCUUCCAGCUAGUGAUUCAUUCCGCAGUGAUGUGGGAAAAGCAGUUGAAAAUUUAAUUCCUCCUGUACAACAUAGCCUCUUGGAUAGAAAAGAUAAAGAGUUGCUAAUUUGUCCUCCUGUUACUCGGUUCUUCUAUGGAUGCAAGGAGUAUUUUCAUAAGCUAUUAAUUCAGGGUGAUUCUUCUGGAAGGUUAAAUAUUUGGAACAUAUCAGACACUGCUGAUAAACAGGAAGAUGAAGAAGGGCUGAGAAUGACAACUUCUAUUAGUUUGCAAGAGGCAUUUGAUAAACUGAAUCCUUGUCCUGCUGGAAUUAUAGAUCAGCUAAGUGUGAUUCCCAACAGUAACGAGCCUCUUAAAGUAACCGCAAGUGUGUACAUCCCAGCACAUGGCCGACUUGUUUGUGGCCGCGAAGAUGGAAGCAUAAUUAUUGUACCUGCCACACAGACAGCCAUUGUACAACUACUGCAGGGAGAGCACAUGCUUAGAAGAGGUUGGCCACCUCACAGAACACUUCGUGGUCAUCGGAACAAAGUCACAUGUUUGCUAUAUCCUCAUCAGGUCUCAGCUCGCUAUGAUCAAAGAUACUUGAUCUCUGGAGGUGUGGAUUUUUCCGUCAUAAUCUGGGACAUAUUUUCUGGAGAAAUGAAACAUAUCUUCUGUGUUCAUGGUGGCGAGAUUACUCAACUUCUGGUUCCACCUGAAAACUGUAGUGCAAGAGUGCAGCACUGUGUGUGCUCUGUGGCCAGUGACCACUCAGUAGGACUUCUGAGCUUGCGCGAGAAAAAAUGCAUCAUGCUGGCAUCUCGUCACCUUUUCCCUAUUCAAGUGAUCAAGUGGAGGCCUUCUGACGAUUACCUUGUAGUGGGAUGUUCAGAUGGGUCUGUGUAUGUCUGGCAAAUGGACACCGGUGCAUUAGAUCGUUGUGUAAUGGGGAUAACAGCUGUAGAGAUACUGAAUGCUUGUGAUGAAGCCGUUCCUGCAGCCGUAGAUUCACUUAGUCAUCCAGCCAUCAACCUCAAACAAGCUAUGACAAGACGGAGUCUUGCGGCCCUUAAAAAUAUGGCUCAUCAUAAGCUACAAACCCUUGCUACUAACCUCUUGGCUUCUGAGGCGUCUGAGAAGGGGAAUUUACCUAAAUAUUCUCACAACUCCCUGAUGGUUCAAGCAAUAAAGACAAACCUAACAGACCCGGACAUCCAUGUGCUUUUCUUUGAUGUGGAAGCGUUGAUUAUUCAACUCCUGACUGAGGAAGCCUCUAGGCCGAAUACUGCACUUAUUUCCCCUGAGAAUUUGCAAAAAGCAUCUGGCAGUUCAGACAAAGGGGGCUCUUUUCUAACUGGAAAACGAGCAGCAGUUCUCUUCCAACAAGUGAAGGAAACUAUCAAAGAGAACAUAAAAGAACACCUCCUGGACGAGGAAGAUGAGGAUGAGGAGAUACUGAGACAGAGAAGGGAGGAAAGUGAUCCUGAAUAUCGGGCCAGCAAAUCCAAGCCACUGACCCUAUUAGAGUAUAAUUUAACUAUGGACACUGCGAAAUUGUUUAUGUCCUGCCUUCAUGCCUGGGGUUUAAAUGAAGUUUUGGAUGAAGUUUGUCUUGAUCGCCUUGGCAUGCUGAAACCACAUUGCUCAGUGUCAUUUGGUCUCUUAUCGAGGGGAGGUCAUAUGUCAUUGAUGCUUCCCGGUUAUCAUCAGGCUGCUUGUAAACUACUACAGGGGAAGGCAGAAGUAGGAAGGAGGCUAUCAACCACUGAGGGAGUAGGAAAGGGAACUUAUGGAGUGUCUCGAGCAGUCACGACCCAGCAUCUCCUGUCUAUCAUAUCUUUGGCGAAUACCUUAAUGAGUAUGACCAACGCAACUUUCAUUGGUGAUCAUAUGAAGAAGGGCCCAACCAGGCCACCUAGACCAAGCACCCCAGACCUUUCUAAGGCAAAGGGUCCCCCUCCAACUACCAGUAAUAUUGUACAAGGACAGAUUAAACAAGGAUGGAGUCAGUUAGCUGCCAUGCACUGUGUUAUGUUACCGGACCUGCUGGGAUUGGAUAAAUUCAGGCCUCCACUUCUGGAGAUGCUGGCUCGAAGGUGGCAAGAUCGAUGCUUGGAGGUUAGAGAAGCCGCACAGGCUCUGCUUCUGGCAGAGCUGAGAAGAAUUGAGCAAGCAGGACGAAAGGAAGCCAUUGAUGCCUGGGCUCCUUAUUUACCUCAGUAUAUGGACCAUGUCAUAUCACCUGGAGUUACCGCAGAAGCCAUGCAGACCAUAACCACUGCUCCUGAUGCCUCGGCACAGGAAGCCAAAGUCCCAGAAGAAGAACAUGACCUGGUGGAUGAUGACAUCACCACUGGUUGUUUAUCAAGUGUCCCACAAAUGAAGAAAAUUUCUACAUCUUAUGAGGAAAGACGGAAACAAGCCACUGCGAUUGUUUUACUAGGCGUUAUAGGAGCUGAAUUUGGUGCUGAAAUUGAGCCUCCCAAACUGCUGACUAGACCUCGGAGCUCUAGUCAGAUUCCGGAAGGAUUUGGGUUGACUAGUGGAGGAUCCAACUACUCCCUGGCCAGGCAUACUUGCAAGGCGCUGACGUUUCUCCUGCUACAGCCUCCGAGCCCCAAACUUCCUGCACACAGCACAAUCCGGAGAACAGCCAUCGAUCUGAUUGGGCGAGGAUUCACUGUGUGGGAGCCUUACAUGGAUGUGUCUGCUGUUCUCAUGGGGCUUCUAGAACUCUGUGCAGAUGCUGAGAAACAACUUGCCAACAUCACAAUGGGACUGCCUCUCAGCCCAGCAGCUGACUCCGCCCGCUCCGCCAGGCAUGCCCUCUCCCUGAUCGCCACGGCCAGACCACCCGCCUUCAUCACCACCAUCGCCAAAGAGGUUCACAGACAUACAGCUCUUGCAGCAAAUACUCAAUCACAGCAGAAUAUACACACUACAACUCUUGCAAGAGCGAAAGGGGAAAUCCUGAGAGUUAUUGAAAUUCUUAUUGAAAAGAUGCCUACGGAUGUUGUGGAUCUUCUUGUAGAGGUUAUGGACAUCAUUAUGUACUGCCUUGAAGGAUCUCUAGUUAAGAAGAAAGGCCUUCAAGAGUGUUUUCCAGCUAUCUGCAGGUUCUACAUGGUCAGCUAUUACGAGAGGAAUCACAGAAUAGCCGUUGGAGCACGCCAUGGUUCAGUGGCCCUAUACGACAUCCGGACUGGAAAAUGUCAGACCAUCCAUGGACACAAGGGACCAAUCACUGCAGUGUCCUUUGCUCCUGAUGGACGGUAUCUCGCCACCUACUCCAACACCGACAGCCACAUUUCUUUCUGGCAGAUGAACACGUCGCUCCUGGGGAGCAUCGGCAUGCUGAACUCGGCCCCCCAGCUGCGCUGCAUCAAGACCUACCAGGUGCCCCCGGUGCAGCCCGCGUCCCCCGGCUCGCACAACGCGCUCAGGCUGGCCCGGCUCAUCUGGACGUCCAACCGCAACGUCAUCCUCAUGGCGCACGACGGGAAGGAGCACCGCUUCAUGGUCUAGGGCUGCCCUCCCCUGCCCCGAGCCCCCUCAGCGCCGGCCCAGGGCUCCGCACGGGCCACCUGCCCGGCGUGCGGCCAUCCUGUCGCUCGGAUGGGAGGGGAGAGCCAGCCAUUCCUGGGGACGUUCUUGUUGCUUGGCGGCCACAGAAGCUUGGAAAUCAAUAACCACUGUGAUUGCGCUCCCAGCCCCAAUCAGCACUUGCAGCCCUCCAAGCCAGGCUCCACAGCGCUGCCCGAGCCUGGCCAGCCCAACGCUCACCCGGCGGGUGACUUGCCAGCCCUCACUAUCGAAAUCACUUCCUUCCUGUCUCCUGAAACCUACUGUUGCCUACCAAACGGACUCUGUGUUUACAUGGCUGUUUUCCUUCCAGUGAUGGCUAGGAAAUAAUUCCAUUUCCUAGGAUGUUGCCACUACCUAGUUGAUUUGAGACUGAGGAAAUAUUAGAAUAUGUAUACUUUUUCCUUAUAGAAAAAAAAUACAGUUUUCCAGACACUUCACCUUCUAAACUGCUCAUUUCCUGCUUAAAAGAUAGUAGUAUAUUCAGUAGCUUACCAUAAAAAUGACCAGUAUUGUGGUCUAUCUAAUAUGGUUAUCCAGUCACUAUAUAAUCUAUAUCUCUGAGAGGGACUUUCGUGCUACAGUACCAAGUUUGGAAGCAUAGCAUACAUCUAAACUGAAGGCCUUCCUGUGUGUGGCUGUAGACCCUUUGUUGAGGAAAGUUUCCUCCCUCCUUCCAGGACCUUUGCAACUGGAAGUUCCCAUGUGUGUGACAUACGUCAGUUAUCAGUGACUACUGCAAGCCGGCCUUCCAACUACUGAUCAGUUAAAGGAAAACUACAAAGGCAUUUAAGUAAACAUCUUUGAGAACUAAUUUGUUCAGCGUGUAUAUAAAAUAUGAGAGCUGUUGAUGUAUUUCAGUGGUAUUAACAUAAAAGUUGUUCAUAAUACUUCUAAGUAUGCUCUAACUAGAUCCCUUUGUUCUUGUGUCAAAUUAUUCCAGACUUACUUAUAGUAAUAGAAAAAAAAAACCUGUAAGAUAUCUUAUGUACAAAUUGCUCCUAACAAACUUGGGUCUAUAUAUAGUUCAGAUGAGACUAGUUUGGUUUGUUGGUUGGUUAUUGAUUAAUUAGUUGAGCAAAAUGGUUUACUAAAUGCAAAAGUAAAAAUGAUUUAUUCAAUUUGGAGAAAAGUAUGCAAAAUGUCAAAAGGAAUGAAAACAAUAAUGGGAGCAUUUAAUUUUUAAAACAUAGAUUGUCAGAGUUUAUAUAAUACACAGAAAUGUAGGAGCAAGAUCCUGGAACAAAUAUAUCUGUGUUUUACUAAAAACAGACUUUUAAAGAGCAUAUGAAAAAGUUAAGAUCCCACUCCCCAGAAGAUCACCUUCAUCCUGAUAUGAAAAGUUACUUCCAUUGAUGGCAACUCUGUAAACCAAGGAAUACUUGGUUUUAGACAGAUGUUCUUACAAAGGUGAAUUUAUGCCCAUGUGCAUGUACAUUGUAUUUAUAAUAAGUAUAUAUGUAGUUCCAGGAAAAUAAAUAAGAACUACACAGUGUGGACUUCGUUUGGUGGACUCGCUGUUGUGUUCAGUGUAGAUAGAGAAACCUGAAGUAAACUAAAACUUGCACUUGGCUUUUCCAGUGGGCUUCUGAGCCUGCUGUAUACCCGGCACACAUUUACUUUAUGAAAUUAAAUACAAAUGAAUUUAUUCUAGACUUCAAAACUAUUUGGAAAGCAGAGGUUACACCUCCACCAUAGGGGACUUGUUUUCACAGGGUGUUCUAUGCCUCAGGAAGAAGGUGUGGGACCAGUAGAUAGGCUACGGCGAAUGUGGGGCUGGAUUCCACAUGGAGGUUGAGCACAAAGCUGAGGGCUCGGGGAGCAGGCCUGCAGGUUGGAGACAGCAGCCCUUCCGUGUCCCCUGGCCAGACUAUAGACUGUACGCUUCUGUGGGCCACAUGAAAGUGAUGGCUAGACAUCCCUAAUGACUGAACUCCCAUUUCAACUUUUGCUAUGUGACGCUGUCCUUGGCUUUUUUGACAGCCACAGCCCCAAAUUUCACUCGAGCUUGAAUUCUCAGCCCUGACUAAACGUUGUAUUCUCAUCCCAGUGUACGCUUUCAGUGUUAUAUUGAUUUUGUUGGCACUGCAUUUGAACCCGUCCUUGUAAAUGUAGAGACAUAUGUGGCUUUGUUGGUAAUUUACAAGCAAAUGAUGACAUAACAUGACACCUGUAUGAAAACCUUGUAAUGAUUGAACUCACUGUGUAGCCAGUGAAUUAAAAAUGUCUGCUUCCCAAGACAUUUCUGGGUGACUCCUCCAUUUGAUAGAUUCUACACAUGCUGAAUGUCCCUGUGUACAUAUGUGUGUUAAAUAAAACUGAAUUGUACUG